This is a messenger RNA of Drosophila willistoni, 1343 nucleotides long. RefSeq names its product RNA 3'-terminal phosphate cyclase (gene Rtca). The transcript has a single exon. The record is from RefSeq and is a predicted model, not a curated record. NCBI's taxonomy places the organism in Eukaryota, Metazoa, Arthropoda, Insecta, Diptera, Drosophilidae. Gene Ontology annotation, cellular component: nucleus. Gene Ontology annotation, molecular function: RNA-3'-phosphate cyclase activity. The coding region runs from base 160 to 1245 and encodes 361 amino acids. Gene Ontology annotation, biological process: RNA processing.
UCAUAUCAUCGAAGUGUGCUUGGUGUGGCGAAAUAAAAUGGAAAGCCUGUCAUUACUAUUAUGAGAGAGGAGUCAAAUCCCAGACAUCAGAACAAUCUGAUCAGAGAAAAAUAAGCAAUACGCAAACCUUUGCUUUAUAAUUAAAAACAGCUCGGAAACAUGAGUUUUAUGGAAAUCGACGGGUCUUUCCUGGAGGGCGGUGGACAAGCUCUGCGUAAUGCCCUCAGUUUGAGCUGCAUCCUGGGACGACCGGUACGCAUUAUUAGGAUUCGUGCCAACCGACCCAAGCCGGGUCUCUCGCAUCAGCAUUUGCAUGGCAUUGAUCUGCUGAGGAGCGUCACUCAGGCGGCUGUGAAGGGCAACCAUAUGGGCUCCACGGAAGUGGAAUUCUCGCCACGCCAGAUUCGGGCAGAUAAUUAUCAAGUGGACACCGGGACAGCGGCAAGCAUCACUUUGGUCUAUCAGGUGGCUUUGCCGGUUUUGCUGUUUGCCGGCCAGUUUUCCCGUUUGGAAGCGUUUGGUGGGACCAAUGUCGCCUUUGCCCCACCCGUGGAGUACAUGCAGGAGAUUCUGGAGCCGAAUCUGCGACGCUUUGGCGUAACAUUUAAUCUUAAUGUGGUCAGGUAUGGAUUCUAUCCCCGAGGCUGUGGAAGGUGCAUUUUGGAUGUGGAGCCAGUGUCUUUCCUGAAGCCAAUUCAGCUGCUCGAUUUCGGGCAAUUGCAGGAGGUUAAAGGUUGGGCCCUCUGUUCGGGGCGAGUGCCCCGAAGUGCCGGCCGAGACAUGCAGCAGACUGCUCUAAGGGAAAUUCAACGCCAAUGGCCACAGCAUAAUUGCAAUAUACAAGUGGUGAAAUUGGCCCACGACAAGGGACCCGACAAUGGCGGUGGCUUUCUGAUGAAGGCUAUUACCAGCACGGGUUGCAUUCUGGGAUCGGGAAUUGUUGGCGGCAAGACCGUUAACGGGCACGAGUUGGGUGCCAGAGGCGUAAGCGAAUUAAAUGGCAUCUUAAAGACCGAAGGCUGUGUGGAUGAACAUAUGCAGGACCAGUUGAUCAUUUACAUGGUCCUGGCCAAAGGACGCUCUAGCAUACGCACUGGUGCCCUAACCAAUCACACUCGCACAGCUAUCCAUGUAAGCGAACAGAUGACGGGCGUAAAAUUCGACAUCGAGGACGACGGCGAGGGCCAUUUUGUCAUUAGUUGUGAUGGAAUUGGAUUCGAAGUCCCCAAAUCCGAAGAAGUAUAGUCGAAGUAGUUAACUCUUUUGUAUAAUAUAAUAUUUAAAUAUUCUACAUUAUAAUAAAAAUAAGACUUUUACGCCUAGAUACGGCGGAAUAUGGCCAA